AUGGAGUUAUCCUCGCCGGUUGUGAGGACGGAAGAUAUCUACAAGACCUACUGGCUCUAUUGGCGGCUGCUGGGUGUGGAGAGCAGGCAGCCGAUUCUGUAUGCACUCGAUAUACUGAUCACCAUUUUUGUGACCUUUUGGUAUCCGAUUCAUCUGAUUGCUGGACUCUUUUUUGAGUCAAGGCUGGGAGAUGUCUGCAAGGGUUUACCCAUCACGGCCGCCUGUUUCUUUGCCAGCUUCAAAUUUGUUUGCUUUCGCUGGAAGCUGCAGGAAAUCAAGGACAUCGAGGCACUGCUCCUGGAGCUGGAUCAGCGAGCUCUCACCGAGCAGGAGCGUGCCUACUUCGAUCGCAAUACCCAGCGAGAGGCGAAUUUUGUGUGGAAAAGCUUCAUCGUCGCCUACGGGCUGUCCAAUGCGGCGGCCAUUGCCUCUGUGCUGUUUGGCAAAGGACACAAGCUGCUGUAUCCUGCGUGGUUUCCGUAUGAUGUGCAGGCAACCGAACAGAUCUAUUGGCUGAGUGUCGCCUAUCAAAUUGCGGGAGUUAGCAUACAAAUUGUGCAGAAUUUGGCCAACGAUUCGUAUCCCCCGAUGACCUUCUGUGUGGUUGCGGGACAUGUGAGGCUGCUCUCCAUGAGACUGAGUCGAAUGGGGUAUGAGAGGAAGUCAGCGAAGCAGACAGUUGUUAGGGAGUUGGUGGAGAACAUAGAAGAUCACAGGAAGUUAAUGAAAAUCGUGGAACUACUCCGCAGCACCAUGCACCUCUCACAGCUCGGACAAUUCAUCUCGAGUGGCAUCAACAUUUCCAUUACCCUCGUCAAUAUUCUCUUCUUUGCGGAGAACAAUUUUGCGAUGACCUACUACGGCGUUUACUUUGUGGCCAUGUUGCUGGAGCUCUUUCCCUGCUGCUAUUAUGGGACGCUGAUUUCCGUGGAGCUGAAUCGCCUGACGGACUCCAUCUUCUCCAGCAAUUGGGUGGGCAUGGAGCGGGGAUACUGCCGCACUCUGCUGAUUUUCAUGCAACUAACUCUGGCGAAGGUGGAGAUCCGUGCGGGUGGCAUGAUUGGCAUUAGUUUGAAUGCAUUUUUUGCCACCAUUCGCAUGGCCUACUCCUUCUUCACGCUGGCCAUGUCGCUGCGUAAAUGA
Molecule: messenger RNA, 1143 nt
Organism: Drosophila subobscura
Lineage: Eukaryota; Metazoa; Arthropoda; Insecta; Diptera; Drosophilidae
Gene: Or33b
Product: odorant receptor 33b
Exons: 2
Coding region: 1-1143 (380 amino acids)
Biological process (GO): sensory perception of smell; detection of chemical stimulus involved in sensory perception of smell
Cellular component (GO): plasma membrane
Molecular function (GO): odorant binding; olfactory receptor activity
Source: RefSeq, a predicted model, not a curated record